AUGACAAUUUGCAAGAUUGCGCUUCAACAAGCUCCGGCAAUCCGAGAGCAACAUAAGGAAGACGCCAGUGCCGCUCCAACUUUAACCCAGGCCUCCACUCCCAAGUUUGCAAAAGUUCCAGCAAGUCGACUGGCUGCAAACGAAGGCAAAGAGUUUGGAGCAGACGACGAGGCUGGCGAUGCCUCCACGUACACAUUUCCACAAUAUCGACUCGACUCGCACCAAAUAAAUUACAGCCAAGCCAGUACGACGGUUGGGCUCAGAAGAAUUUGA
This is a messenger RNA of Penicillium angulare, 273 nucleotides long. RefSeq lists its product as uncharacterized. Bases 1 to 273 code for a protein of 90 amino acids. The transcript has 2 exons. The record is from RefSeq and is a predicted model, not a curated record. NCBI's taxonomy places the organism in Eukaryota, Fungi, Ascomycota, Eurotiomycetes, Eurotiales, Aspergillaceae.